This is a messenger RNA of Selaginella moellendorffii, 3103 nucleotides long. Its product is annotated as pentatricopeptide repeat-containing protein At1g62260, mitochondrial-like. Gene Ontology annotation, molecular function: protein binding; RNA binding. Bases 63 to 2636 code for a protein of 857 amino acids. Lineage: Eukaryota; Viridiplantae; Streptophyta; Lycopodiopsida; Selaginellales; Selaginellaceae. The transcript is spliced from 2 exons. Gene Ontology annotation, biological process: RNA modification. The record is from RefSeq and is a predicted model, not a curated record.
ACGGCCGAGUUGGUGUCUGCCUGCGAGUUCUUCAAGCAUUCCAGCUGCUAAGAUUCCGAGCCAUGGUGAAAAUCCGCCACCCACCUAAAUGGCAUUUUGACAAAUCAGCUCCGAGAAACCUUGAUCUCCAGCCCGAGGUGGAGAACUUGGCGGAAGCGAGCAACGAAAGAAACAACUUCAUAUGCCUCGUCAAGGCCUGCGGAGAUGCAAAGGACCUGCAGGAAGGCCGGCGAGUGCAUGCCUGCAUCCGGGAAUCCGUGUACCGCGGCAGCAGGUUCCUCAGCAAUUUGCUCAUCGAAAUGUAUGGCAAGUGCGGCAGCGUCGUCGAAGCCAGAUGGGUUUUCGACCGGAUCAAGGACAGGAACGACUACACGCACUCGCUCAUGCUCAAAGUUUACGUGGAGAACAACCUCAUGCACGACGCUACGCGGCUGUUCAUGGGGAUGCCGGACAGGAACGCCGUGGCCUAUACCACCAUGCUCACCGGUUAUGCCGUGAAUGGAGCACUGCACAAGGCCAGGAGGCUGUGGGACAGGAUGCAGGGCAGGGACGUUAUCUCGUGGAACACGAUGAUGACAAUCUAUACACAGAACAAGGAGAUGAACAAGGCCAAGAAGCUGUUUGACGCCAUCCCGCAGAGAACUCUGGUCACCUGGAACGCGAUGGUUGCUGCGUAUGCCCAGAACGGGUACCUCGAGCACGCGUUCCGGGUGUUUGUCACCAUGCCGACGAGGAACGUGGUGGCUUGGACGGCCAUGACGGUGGCUUACAGCCAGAGCGGCUUCCACGACGAGGCAGAGUUUCUGUUCAAGAGGAUGCCAAUGCGGGAUGUGAUCUCCUGGAACGCCAUGAUAAGCGGGUAUGCUGAGAACGGGUUUGUGGACAAGGCCAAGGAGCUCUUCUUCUCGAUGCCGGAACAGGAUGUGAUCUCGUGGAACGCGGUGGUGAAUGCGUAUGCGAAGAAUGGCCGGCUGGAGGAAGCGAAGAGCAUGUUUCAUACCAUGCCAGAUCCGGAUCCGGUGUCGUGGAACGUUAUGCUCUCGGCUUAUGCUCAAGGUGGCCGAGUUGAAGAGGCGAAGGUGCUCUUUCAGAUCAUGCCGGAUCCAAACACAACGUCGUGGAACACCAUGCUCUCGGCCUUUGCGGACAACGACUGUUUCGACGAUGCAAAGGAGCUGUUUGAUCGGAUGCCGGACCGGAGUUUGGAGACUUGGAACAGGAUGCUCGAGGCCUACUCUCACAACGGAUACAGGGACGAUGCCAGGGCCUUGUUUGAGGUGAUGCCGAUGCACAACGUUGCAUCCAACACGAUCCUCCUCCAGGCCUUCUCUCACGACGACAGCCAUCUGGAGCUCGUGAGGAGGCUGUUCGACGACAUGCUCGAGAAGGAUCUGGUGGCCUGGAACUCGCUGCUCUCCGCGUAUGCUCGGACUGGCCACCUCGCUCGUGCAAAGGCGGUGUUUGAGAGGAUGAGCUACUGGAACGAGGUGACUUGGACGAUGGUGGUGUGCUCGUGCAAGCAGUAUGGGCAUCUCCCGGAGGUGAUGGACCUGUUCGAGCAAGUUCCAGGGGAGAACUCGACGGCCUGGACAGUCUUGCUCAUGGCGUUCUCGAAGAGCGGGCACUUGCACGACACGAAGAAGCUCUUCGACAGGAUGCACGAGAGGAACGUCUCGGCGUGGGUGGCACUGGCAGUGGCGUCCGCUCACUCGGGACAGAUGAAAGAGUCCAAGGCCAUCUUCGACAGGAUGCCGCAGAGGGACGUGGCCUCGUGGACGGUGAUGCUGCAAGCGUACGUGAGGGAGCGGAGCUUGGAGCUCGCGCAGGCACUCUACGCCACCAUUCCGGAGAGAACGCAGGGAUCCUCCACGGCGAUGGUGGUGGCUUACGCACAAGACGGCCACCUCGAGGAAGCCAGGAGGGUGUUCGACGGCAUAGCUGUCAAGGACGCGGUGGCCUGGAACGCGAUGGUGGCGGCGUACGCAAGCUCGGGGCGGCUGGACGAGGCAAAGUGGCUGCUGGACGAGAUGCCGGACAGGAACUCGAUCUCGUCCAUGAGCUUGCUCGAGGCGUAUGCUCGCUGCGGCCAGGUGGAUCAAGCCAAGAGCCUCUUCGACUCCAUGCCGGAGCGGGACGUGAGAGCUUGGAACGCAAUGGUGGCGGCGUAUGCCCGGCACGGCCAUGGGAGAGAGGCCAUGGAGCUCUUCCGGGGGAUGGAAGUGGAGGGCGUCUUGCCGGACGAGGUCUCGUACGCGAGCGUGCUGAUAGGAUGCGGUAUGGUGAAGGAGGGACGCGAGUGCUUCGUGUCGAUGGUCUCGGAUCACGGCAUAGCUCCGGUGGGAGAGCACUACGGCUGCAUGAUCGAUAUCCUUGGGAAGGCCGGGAAGCUGGAUGAUGCCCAGGAGCUCGUCGAGAGCAUGGCUGUUCUACCGAAGGGUGUGGAGUGGGGGACCUUGGUCUCGGCGGUGAAGCUCUACCUGGAUCUCGACUGUGGUGUUCGUGCCGCCGGGAAGACGAUCGAUUCGAGCUCGUGGCUUGCUGCUGCCGGAUGUGAGGGAGUGGUGAAACUCAUGGAGAGCAAAAGCUUGCAACUUGGACCAUUGAGAUGGAAGAAGCUUCAGCCAGGGUCUCGAUGAACGCCUCGGCGCCUCCAAACCGCUCACUGGAUUGAUGAGUCUUCUUCGAGCAAAUGGAAGAACACUAGAUUCUCGCGAGCAAGCAUCUCAUCGUCCAGAUGGCAUGGCGAGUGGGGAAUUCUCCUGGUUGGCAGUGUAUGCCCAGAGCGAACGCGUACCUUCGCGAGCGCAGCGCUUGAUAUAAUCUGGAAUACUGUGCUCGGGUUUUCCUCGGGUCUGCAAAGGUCAUGGCGAGGAUAUUCGAGAAAUCAAUUAUUUGGUACAAGUAGCCCACGCAUCCCAAGCCAAAUGAUCCGGAUGACUUUUGUUCACGCCAAUGAACAAAAGUGUUGCCAAUCCCAUCGUUUGCACUAACAUCUUUUGAGCAGAAUGCAAGCGCCAAAGACAUUAGUGUGGGUUGGUUGAUAUACAAUAUGUUAUGUGACUUUAUUUUUCUUUUUUCACUUUUCUGCAAAGGAGUUUGUUCA